AUGUCUCCCGAUCUUCAAGUUACUUGUGUUGCUUCUUUCUUCCCGAUCCCAACUUUGUUUGGGGCUGAAAUCUACUCACUCAACGCAACGUGGACAAAGAACUACAGCUAUGAGAUUGACCAAGGCAGAUAUGCCUCAUCUCACGCCUUCAGUGUCCAAGGGCUAAACUUUUGUAAUGUCAGUAUCUGGUACAUCCAUCCUGGAUAUGAUGACCAUGUCAACGUCCAGGUCUUGUUGCCUGAAAGAUGGAACGGUCGUUUCCAAGGCACUGGAGGAGGCGGUUUUGUCAUCGGACUAAGUGAGCCAGCCAUGGUUGGAGGCAUGACACAAGGCUAUGCAGUCGCUUCGAGUGAUGGAGGACACAAGACGACUGCUACCGAGGAAUGGGUUCUUAAGAGCCCUGGAAACAUCAACUGGCCCAAUGUGUUCAACUUUGGAUCAACCUCCCUGUACGACUUCACCAUCAUCGGCAAGCAGGCCACGACUGCAUACUACGGAAAGCCUCCAGAGUAUUCUUACUUCACUGGUUGCUCAACUGGAGGACGACAAGCUCUGGCACUGGCUCAACGCUGGCCUGAGCUGUACGAUGGAAUUUUGUCGGGCGCUCCCGGUAUCAACUACGCCGAGCUGGCCACUUGGAUCUUGUACCCAAUCAUGAACUGGUCAGGAGAAUAUCCUCAGCUUUGUGAGACCACGGCGAUAACCCGGGCAGCAAUCGAAGCUUGUGAUCAUUUGGAUGGUGCUGUUGACGUUGCUUUGGCUGCAUGGACUGGAGCACGAUCCAUCAAUGGAACACUUCUCUGGCAUGGUCUAGCCAAAGACGCCCCUUUAUCAGGUCUCGCCAACACUACCUGCGAUUAUCAAGGCUCUGGAGAAUGCUCUGGAGUUCCAUAUGCCAUUGCCAAAGACUGGAUCCAGUACUUCAUCUACAAAGGCCUAUCUUCAACAAUGUCACCCAUGAACAAUACGUAUGCCUCAUCUCUAGGAACUACCGAUCCGGAUGUCCGUGGGGUUAGAGAGAACGGAGGCAAAAUCCUCACGCGGCACGGAGUUGCCGACCAGCUCGUGCCAAUCAAUGGUACUAGACAGUAUUACGAAAUCGCCACAGCCAUCGAUCCCAACAUCACCGACUACUUCCGGUACUCUGAAGCUCCUGGCGUCUAUCAUUGUCGAGGUGGCGUUGGACCAUGUCCUGGAGAUAUCCUGGCGAAGCUCGUCGGUUGGGUUGAAAAGGAUUCAGUGCCCGAGACAUUGGCUGCCAAAAGUCUGCCAAAUGACAAAGGUGUUUCAAUUGAAAGGGAUCUUUGUCCUCACCCAAAGGUUCAGAAAUACAAAGGUGGUGAUCUAACAAAGGGCUCAAGCCACGAAUGCGUCUAG
Molecule: messenger RNA, 1377 nt
Organism: Fusarium vanettenii 77-13-4
Lineage: Eukaryota; Fungi; Ascomycota; Sordariomycetes; Hypocreales; Nectriaceae
Exons: 3
Coding region: 1-1377 (458 amino acids)
Source: RefSeq, a predicted model, not a curated record